This is a messenger RNA of Gongylonema pulchrum, 1461 nucleotides long. Lineage: Eukaryota; Metazoa; Nematoda; Chromadorea; Rhabditida; Gongylonematidae. The record is from the annotation of a GenBank genome assembly.
UUGCAGGUAGGAUCAAAUGAUAAUCGUGACAGUGCGCGCAUCGAAGUGGAGUUUGAAGAUUACGGAAGUAUCGUGGAAUUCCCAUCAUCAGAGGCAGUCAGCGAAUAUGUUAAAAAGCUGAAUUCUCAUGACUCAGGAGUCCCCAUUCCCUGCUCAUCAUUUCCACCAGGCUGUGGGUUUGAACAGUUUGUGGUUUCAUUUGCUUCUCAGAACGCCGAAAUGAUAACAGACAGCCAGAUUGAACGACUCUGGGAAGCAAGAGAGUUAAUAGCGCGAUACGGACCAAAUUUGCUUCCACUUAUUGCGCGCUCCGUGCUCAUCUGGAACAGGAGAGACGAGUUGUCACGUAUGCGCGAGCUUCUCACACGUUGGGGUAGAAUUAAGCCGGAGACUGCGCUGCAGCUGCUCGAUUUCAAAUAUGCUGAUGGAAAGGUGCGAGAAUUUGCAGUGGCUUGCUUAGAUGAAUCGCUUGACAACGACAGACUGCAUCUUUAUGUGAUGCCUUUGGUCCAGGUGAUUACCUUUCAUGGAAAUAUGUAUAGUGAAAUUGGCCAAGAAUUAACAAAAACUUAUAAACGUUUUGCGUUGUUAAUUGAAGCUUAUUGUCGAGGCAAUUACAGCCAUUUGCACUCGAUGUUGCGGCAAGUAGAUAUGGUUGCAAGAUUGACAAAUCUGAGUAAAAUCAUCAAAUCAAUGAAGGACAAAGAAUGCGCCACUAAACAUUUACAAAAAGAACUGACAUCCUAUGUGGAAAUAAUGCAGAAUAUGAUCUCGCCGCUUGACCCUUCUGAUAGUCUCGGUGCACUAAAGACUGAAAUGUGUAAAGUGAUAGGGAGCGCAAAGCAGCCACUACGACUCACUUGGACAAAUCCGGAGCCUCUCGCUCGAUUGCACAGUGAAACGCAUGAAAUUAUUUUCAAGAAUGGCGACGAUUUGCGACAAGAUAUGCUCACUCUACAAGUAAUGCGUAUAAUGGACGCACUUUGGAAAAGUCGAGAUUAUGAUUUAUGCUUGAGCAUAUAUGAAGUGCUUCCGAUGGGAAGAAAUGUUGGCAUGAUUCAUGUUGUGCAGAACUGCAAUACACUUUUCGAAAUUCAAUGUGCAGCGAAACAGCUUGGCUCAACAUUCAGCAUGGAUUGCGGAGUGAUCAACAAGUACAUUCGGAACUGCUCCGGGGACACAAAACUAUACUUGGAAGGAGUAGAUCGUUUCACUGCUUCCUGUGCAGGUUACUGUGUCGCGACUUAUGUACUGGGAAUUAAAGACAGACAUCAGGAUAAUAUUAUGCUUGCCAAAGAUGGAAGGCUAUUUCACAUUGAUUUUGGACAUUUCCUGGGACACUAUAAAAAGAAGCUAGGCAUCAACCGUGAUCGCGUGCCCUUCGUCCUCACUGAUCAUUUCCUGUGCGUCAUCGCCAAAGGAAAAGCCAAUUACCAGGAAAGUCACGAGUACAAGAAGUAA